AUGCUGAUUCCAAGCGUGAGCUAUAUCCUUCCCCUGGCUGUCCUCUGUCUCCCAGCUGCAACUGGAUAUCCGCACCAAGAUGCUGCCCAUUUCCCCCAAAUCAACCUGGGGUAUGCUACCCAUGCUCCAACUUAUGUCAAUGUGACAUCUAGCGGCCUCAAGUAUGCAAACUACAACAACAUUCGAUUCGCUCAGCCUCCCGUUGGACCCCUGAGAUUCAGACGCCCCAAGACUCCUCCGCCAAAAGAGUAUGGGGUCAAGAAUGGCUCUGCUCCCAUGUUUGCAACGGACUGUGUAAGUGCCAUUCCGAACAUAUUUCCACCCCAGGGCCUCCCAUCAAGAUCCUGGGGCCAGGAGGACUGCUUGUUCCUCAAUGUCAGGGUUCCAGAGGGAGUCAAGGAAGGUGACAAUGUUCCGGUGGUUCACUGGAUACACGGUAGUGGAUAUGUAUAUGGAAGUAAAGAUCUCCACAGAAUCAGUGGAGAUGGAAGCGGCCUCUUUGAGGAUAUGGAUCGCACUACCCAGAAAUUCAUAUACGUUGCUAGUAACUACAGAAUGGGAUUAUAUGGCUGGAGCUCCUCUCCUUCUGACGAUAUAGAAGCCAAUGUCGGGCUGCAUGAUGUCUUAGCAGCUUUGCGAUGGACCCGUGAAUACAUAUCAAAGUUCGGUGGUGAUCCUAGAAGAAUCACAGCAUUCGGAGAGAGUGCUGGCGCAGGAAUGCUUGAUCUCCUACUUGUCGCCAAAAAUGGGAAAGAGCACCUUCCCUUCGAUAGGGCUGUCAUCGCAUCCCCAGCUGUUUGGCCACGCAAGAAUCCAAGUCGUCGACAGGCUGUUUUUGACUCGGUUCUUAAGGCAUCGAAAUGUGGUUCUGCUGAUUGCUUGAGGAACUUGCCAGAAAAGGACCUAUUCAAAGCAAAUGAAUAUCUCAUUGUGAAUGCGACGGAUGGGAUGACUGGAGCCUUGGGUCCAGGCCCUGGGUUCACACCUGUCGUAGACGGUGAAUAUAUCACCGAUCAUAUUUCGACUAUCCUCGGGAGAGGUGGUUAUAACAGGGGAGUCUCGCGAGUUGCUGCUAGCAAUAUGGCCCUGGAAGGCCGAGAACAGGCACCGACAGACAAUGUGCCAGAGAUAUUCCCUUUCUUAGUUCGCGGGACGAUUCCUUAUGCCUCCGACGAGACGAUCCAAAAGAUACGGUCGCUCUAUUCAUACCCUGCGGACCUCCCUGCUAAACUUGCCUGGGACUGGGUGACUGACAUAACAUAUGCCUGCAACGCUUAUCAUACCGCUAAGGCAUAUGCGUCCAAGGCCCAGAGAUAUGUCAUGUCGGUUCCACCGGCGAUACAUGCGCUAGACCAAAGCUAUUAUUUCUAUCAAGAUAAUACCACUACUCCAGUCGCCAGUGUCAAACUCGCAAGAGAGUUCCAGGAGCAUGUGCGGCGCUUUGUUACGGACGGAAAGAAUAACAGGAAAUUCCCUAGCCUUGAAGAUUUUCCAAAAUAUGGCCAUGACGAGACUAUUUUCAAUAUUACCCUUGAUGGAUGGAAGAAGGAAAAGGAUCCAUGGGAAACCAGCCGUCGAUGCCAGAUUUUGCGUGACAUCCUUACCGACCCAAAGAAUGGGGCUUGA
Nannizzia gypsea CBS 118893 is the source of this 1626-nucleotide messenger RNA. Its product is annotated as gut esterase 1. Bases 1 to 1626 code for a protein of 541 amino acids. The transcript is spliced from 4 exons. Lineage: Eukaryota; Fungi; Ascomycota; Eurotiomycetes; Onygenales; Arthrodermataceae. The record is from RefSeq and is a predicted model, not a curated record.